Parathielavia appendiculata is the source of this 963-nucleotide messenger RNA. RefSeq names its product Emopamil-binding protein. Gene Ontology annotation, molecular function: C-8 sterol isomerase activity; steroid Delta-isomerase activity; cholestenol delta-isomerase activity. The coding region runs from base 60 to 758 and encodes 232 amino acids. Gene Ontology annotation, biological process: sterol biosynthetic process. The record is from RefSeq and is a predicted model, not a curated record. The transcript is spliced from 5 exons. Lineage: Eukaryota; Fungi; Ascomycota; Sordariomycetes; Sordariales; Chaetomiaceae. Gene Ontology annotation, cellular component: endoplasmic reticulum; membrane.
UACGUAUUAUUUGGACGACUCAAACUCCCCAUUUGGGCCACUCAUCGGCCAGACAUACCAUGGCUGUUGACGAUGGCCAUCCCUACUUUCCGCGGGAUACCGCGAUCUCGGGUUACGCGGCGAAUACUGCACCUCUCCUGUCCAUACUGGCCUCAUUUGGGGGAAUUACCGGCGCUUUUGUGCUCGGUUGUGUCAUUCUCGCCAAAUGGCAUAGCCCGGCAUUGAAGAGGGGAGAGCAGUUGACUAUUGCCUGGUUUUCUCUGUGCGGCUUCCUGCACCUUUUCUUCGAAGGCUACUUCGUCCUCAAACACGCCACCAUCCCCUCCUCCCAGUCCCUCUUCGCCCAACUCUGGAAGGAAUACGCCCUCUCCGACUCCCGCUAUCUGACCUCGGACCCCUUUAUGCUCUGCAUAGAGACUCUGACCGUCUUGACAUGGGCGCCCCUCUCCUUCGCCACGGCCCUGCUCACGGCGCGCAACAGGCCCCGAGAACAAGGCACCCGCCACCUGCUGGAGGCCGUCGUCUGCGUGGGCCACCUGUACGGUGUGGCACUGUACUACGGGACGUGCGGCUUCGCCGAGCACAUGCGCGGCCUCUCGUACAGCCGGCCCGAGGCAGUGUAUUACUGGGGGUAUUAUGUGGGCAUGAACGCGCCUUGGGUCGUUGUUCCUUCUGUUCUGCUUUGGCAAAGUGGGAAGGAUAUUCAGGCGGCGUUUCGGCGGGUCGCGGAGGAGAUGGAGGGGAGAAAAGGGAGAUGAGGGAGAGCAGAAAGGUCGGUGUGCUAGGAAGGAUAUGAACAGUGCAACAGGUUGACAAGGGCCUUGGUUUGCUUGAGGAGCUAGAAGGUAGAGGCAGGUGGACCAUGGGUGCGAUGAUUCAUCAAUUGCCAGAUAUAUAUUAGUAUUUCCUACACCGAUAUGCCCAUAGUCGCGCCGGUCCUUCUACUACUAUAUACAAAGGAAG